Molecule: messenger RNA, 1263 nt
Organism: Lodderomyces pseudojiufengensis
Lineage: Eukaryota; Fungi; Ascomycota; Pichiomycetes; Serinales; Debaryomycetaceae
Exons: 1
Coding region: 1-1263 (420 amino acids)
Cellular component (GO): nucleus
Molecular function (GO): DNA binding
Source: RefSeq, a predicted model, not a curated record
AUGCCGAAAGUUCGUUACUCAGAAAAAGAUUUACAAGAAGCAAUCAGAAUAUAUAAAGAAGGUUUAAAUUCUGGUCAGAAAAUCUCCUAUAAUAAAUUAGGAGAAAGAUUCAAUAUACCUGGUGGUACAAUUAGAAGUCGUAUAACGAAACCUCCGAAAUACCCAAUUUUACCUCCUAAACAAAAGGUUUUAACUCCUGAAAUGGAAAGCGAAUUGACAUAUUGGAUUCAUAAUGAUAUUUUACAAAAUCAAAUAUAUUGUUCAAGAGAAUUUAUUAGACAAAAUGCUGAAUAUAUUUAUAAACGUGAAUUUCCAAAUGGUAAAAUAACCUUAGAUGACAUUAAUUUUUUUUUUGAAGACAAUUCAUAUUUAAAAAGAAGAUUAUCUGAACAAAAUAGAAUUAGAUUGGGACAAUCAGAACUUGACUAUAUAGAAAAAUUAGAAAAAUUUCUUGAACCUCGUUAUAGUUUUCGGGAUAAACCCAGACGGGGAGUAAAUAUGAAUGGAUUUGUCAAUAGAUGGCAUCUAAGAUUAAUAGAUUGGAUAAUUGAAAAUGAAAUACCAGAAAAUAGAAUAUAUAACUUAGAUGAAACAUGUUUUGAUUUGAAUCCUGGGUUACACAAAUUACAAACGAAAUAUAUUGAUGAAGAAGAAUUUUCGAAAUCAAGAUAUACAAAAUGGGAUUUAUUAAGUACUAUAAUGAUAAUAUCAUUAAGUGGUGAAAUUUUACCACCAGUUAUAAUAUAUAAAGGAGAAGAAUUAAAUUUAAAUUGGAUAAAAAAUAAUCCUAAAAAUUGGUUAUAUGGAGUAACAAAUACUGGUUGGAUUACACCUGAAUUAAUUAUGGGUUUAUUUAAAGAUUAUUUUUUAAAAGCAUUAGAUGCUGGUAAAGAUAGACCACCAAUAGGAUUAGUCCUAAAUGGAAAUAUACUGCAUAAAACUAUUGAAUUUCAAAAUUUUUGUGAAUUAAAUAAUAUAAAAUUACAUUAUGUACCAACUCCAUCAAGAAAUCUAAAACAACCAAUUAAAAAUUUAAUUGAAAAAAAAAUAAAACCACAGUGGAAAGGUUUAACAAAACCCAUAAAUAUUGAAAGUGCACCAAGUUUUGUUAAUUUAAAAAUUCAAUUUAAUUAUAAUUAUAAAUUAGCAUUGGAAAAAUUAACACCAAAAAUUAUUCAGAAUGCAUGGGAAAAAUCCGGACUUUCAAUGAAAUGUUUGAAAAAGACAUUGGAUGAAGAUUUUGUAUCGCAAGUUUUUUCAUAA